Molecule: messenger RNA, 1745 nt
Organism: Acanthaster planci (crown-of-thorns starfish)
Lineage: Eukaryota; Metazoa; Echinodermata; Asteroidea; Valvatida; Acanthasteridae
Gene: ntan1
Product: N-terminal asparagine amidase
Biological process (GO): ubiquitin-dependent protein catabolic process
Cellular component (GO): nucleus
Molecular function (GO): protein-N-terminal asparagine amidohydrolase activity
Source: RefSeq, a predicted model, not a curated record
AUGAGGUCUGGGCGCGUAUACAUGUAGACUGUAUUAGACGGCUUUAAUUCCGCUUUCAAAAUGCCGCUUAAUUACUGUGACGGUUCUCGUCUUUGCGCCCAAUGUAGAGUUGAAGAUUUAGAGGAGGUUAUCUACUUAAAGUAUGGAGAUUCCAGUAAGUUGCUUAGAAGUCAGCCAGUGCGUAGCUGUCUCCCACCAAGCUUGCUUUAUGUUGACCAGAGAGAAUUGGCUGUGACCACGGUGCAUGAUGAUGUGAUAAACACACUUGGUUCUGAUGAUGCAACAACGUGUCAUAUAGCUGUCUUGAGACACUCAGGAAGUGGUGCUACAGGGCUGUGUCACUUUGACAGUUGUGGAACAACGCAAGGAGUUCAAGAUCUGGUGGAUAAAGUGAGGGAACUCAGUCAAGACAUUGAUGGACGCCUGGAGCUUCACAUUGUUGGUGGCUUUAAGGAUGAUGAUGGAUCAUCAGAAAAACUAUCAAGAAAAUUACUGAGUGAAUUUCAUAAACUCUCUGUGGAUGUGUUUUUGCUGACAGCAUGCAUCUCUGAUUUGAACAAUGUUACAAAAAGUGGAGAGAAUUACCCAGCUAUUUGUGGCCUAGGUGUGUCUGUCAAGACAGGGGAAAUUUUCCCAGCAUCAUUUGCCUACAAAGGGCCAGACAAGCCUGUCCGAAGUCUCAGGCAUUUUAUAGGUGACAAAGACAUUAAGAACAUCUAUGAUCACACAGACCAUCGGCUUAGGAUCAGUCCUUAUAGCUACACACCCAAUGACUUUCCACAUGCAGCUCUCUUCUUGAGGCAGAGCGAUCAAACUAUUAGACAGUACAUGUCUACCUCGCCAGCAGUUGAACCCGAGCAUUUUGCUCAGCAGGUCAGAGCGGCAAUUACUUUCUUCUUGAGUAAUCCAUCAUCUGAGAUGGUCUUUCCUGGAGGAAGAAGUCACUUCUUUAAGAUGAGACAAGAUGGACACUGGCAACUAGACAAUCAGUAGGCACUGAGAAGAUGGUUGAUAAUAAACACAAAUGUCUUGGCACAAAGUAACUUUUGAUACGUUUGUUCUGCAUGUUUGUGUGACCGUGAUAAAUGAAAUUACGAUUAAAAUGUUUAAUCAGAAUAUAUUUGACGAGAUCUAAAUAGUUAUCUGCAAAGUUUUUUAAGAUCCUUCACAAGGAAAGGUUUUUUAAUAAUACUGUUGUAUUGAUUUUUUUCUCAAAGGGACAAAGAUUAUGCCAGAAGUUAAGAAAGCAAUCACUCCAAAGUAUCCAAGUGCGUGUAUUUUUUAUUUAUAACUGGAUUAAGUAUACUACAUGUAUAAUUAUUAGGAAAACUACACGAAAUAUUUUCUACCAAAUGUGGGCCAUUUUUAUUCGGUUUACAAAUGUAUUAUUUUUCAAUUGAUUGCUGUAGGAUUUUUACAGGACACAGUAUUCAGCCUUCAUUUACCUAGAAUUCCAAAAAGGAAGAUUUAUUUAAAAUUUGUGUGGAAAAAAGUUGAAGGGAAAGGAUUAUUCUUGACAGGUUAUGAAGUUGAUUCUCUUACCAAACUCCGUGUUUAAUAGGCACUCAUUAACGAUUUUAAGGUUUGUGUAACUACUUCCCAAUUCUUCUUCCCUUGUUCACUCUUUACUCUCAAUAAUUGCAUUAUUUUUAAGAUACAUCUUUGGAUAUUUACAAAAUUCCUUUUUUUUUACAGUUAGUACUUGGACUACAUUUUGAAUGUCCCCAAUUUCACACCAAACGUAG